Molecule: messenger RNA, 1398 nt
Organism: Laccaria bicolor S238N-H82
Lineage: Eukaryota; Fungi; Basidiomycota; Agaricomycetes; Agaricales; Hydnangiaceae
Product: member of major facilitator superfamily multidrug-resistance, DHA1 sub-family
Exons: 7
Coding region: 1-1398 (465 amino acids)
Biological process (GO): transmembrane transport
Molecular function (GO): transmembrane transporter activity
Source: RefSeq, a predicted model, not a curated record
AUGCCGGUGUCUACGUACACCAACCCAGAACUCGAAGACACGCAGGUUGACCAUGGUGCACAGACCAGUCGAUAUCGUACACCCUUGCCAGCGGGGCAGAUCGCCACUCUGCUGUUACUUCGAUUCUGCGAGAGCGCAUCGGUGUUCGUUGUUUUCCCGUUUCUCAACGAGCUCAUCACGUCAGUCAUCGGAGGAAACAAAGAGAAAGUGGGGUACUAUGCUGGGUUGAUGGACUCGGUCGGCCAAAUCAUAUCCCUCGUAACCGUAAUGUACUGGAGCCGCGUCUCAGACAUCAUCGGGCGUAAACCCAUUCUCUUGCUUGGAACCGCCGCUUUGGCAGUUUCUAUGAUUUCUUUUGGACUUUCGAAGACGUUCUGGGGGCUCGUUGUAAGUAGAUGUAUCUUCAGAGCGUUGAAUAGCAAUGCCGGCGUGAUAAAGAGCGUUGUUGGUGAGAUAACGGAUUCUAGUAAUAGUGCAGAUGCGUUUGCCCUGCUUCACGUUCCCUGGUCUGUAGGGAGUUCUUUUGGGUCGCUCCUUGGCGGAUGGCUCGUGAGGCCGCAAGAACAUUUCCCGACUAUCUUCCCUGGUCAGUUUUGGAAAGCCAAUCCUUAUUUUCUUCCGUGCGCUACAGUGGCAGCUAUCUCUCUCGUGGGUUUUUUCAUCACUCUUGGACUCAUGAACGAGGUUCACGAACUAGAAUCCGAUCUUGAGCCUCUCCUUCCGCCGUCCAAUCAAGAGACCACGAAAGCCACCACGGAAGACCCCGUACCUCUUCGAGACCUCCUCAACCUCCGAGUUCUCAUCCCGGUGCUCAACUACACCUCCAUCGCAUUCCUGCACACUUCAUCCAACGCCAUCCAGCCUCUCUUCCUCGCCAUGCCUGUUUCUUUGGGAGGUCUAGAAUUCAACCCCAGACAAAUUGGGACUGUACUCUCCGCGUACGGAGCCGCGAACGCGGUGUUCCAGACGUUCUUCCUUGGUGUGCUGGUGAGGAAGUUUGGGCUCAAGAAUAUCUUCUUGACUGCGAUGGCGAUGUUUUUACCAAUGUUUGGGCUGUCCCCUCUUAUGAACGUCGUUGCGAGGAGUGGGGGAGGAAGUGGAGUGAUUUGGUUCUUCCUGGUUUGUCAACUGGCUUUUUCGAUGGUUAUGGAAUUGGGAUAUGGAUGUAUUUACAUGUUCAUAACAGCAGGAGCACCCAAUAAGAGGUCUCUAGGUGCGACAAAUGGGCUUGCGCAGACGUUGGUAGCUGUGGUCCGUAUCGCUGCGCCCUUGUUUUCCACUGCGUUACUGUCUUUCUCCAUUGAACGCCAUCUGUUCGGGGGUUAUGCGGUGUAUCUAGCUUUGUGGAUAAUGUCGAUAGGAAGCUUGUACCUGGCUAGUUGGCUUUCUGUGGGAUGA